CGACGGGUUGUGCUUGGCCCCAGACGUCUCCAUGGUCACUGGCGCUCAGUUGGUUCUGCCAUUGCGGAGGGCUGGGCUGGAGCUGACCAGGGGUGUAAACAGUGCUCUUCUAGGCCAAGUGGCUGUGCUUGUAGGGCGACACUAGUCCGGGAGUCUCUGUCCUGAGGCUUUCCGGAAGACACUUCCAUGCUGGACUCAGUUUCCCCAUGUGAUCAUUGAGGAUUUCAGUGAACUCUCUAAGAACCCUUCUGGCUCUGUCAUUCCAUGUAUGUCUCAAAUUGGAAGGGCUGUCCCUGGUUCAAGAUACUGGGCAGUUUCGCUGAAGACUUUGUCAGUCAGUGUGGACUUUUUAAGCCACUUACUGCAUUUUGUUUCAGACAGGCUUUAAAAUGAUUUCAAGAAGCGCUUUCUAAACCUCACCUUAAUCCUCUUUCAUCCCUUGCUUUUGUCCCUAGUAGUAAUCACAUUCCGUCGAGUUUUUGCAUGCAGAAUUUUUUGUUGUUUAUAUUUGCCCAUUUUCUCUUUGUUCCCUAGUCCAGGCCCUCUUUGCUUCACAUCUGGAUUAUUGCAACAGCUUCUUAGCUGGUCUCUGACUCCAGAGGUUUCCCCCUCCCCCAUCCUUCCUUUAUGCUAAAGCCAAACUUACUAUAGGAAGUCAAAAAAUAGUUGAGUGCUUGCUUGCUUAUUAAAUGUCAAGAUGCUGUUCCAUGUGGUGGGAAAGUAGUAGAAAGCACACUUAGUCUCCAAGCAGGUUUACACAGGGUGCUGAGACAUUACCUGUGAACAGGUGAUUUUGGAGACAAGGCCGUGUGCUGUAGAAUUAAGAAGGAGAGAUGGAGGUCACUGUAGGCCGAAUGGUUAGGGAGGGCUUAGUGAGGGGGCGGGAUUUGAGCCGGGUGUUAAAGGAUGAGUAGCAUUCAGAUAGGAAAAUAGGAAUCAGGCCCAGUGAUCCUAUGGAGUUAGUGAAUAGACCAGUCUCCUGGCAGAGAAGGGUUCAUACAGGAGGGAAGUAGGAGGAGAGGUCGUUCGGGGCUAGUUCCUCAAAGAACUUGAACACUAGGUCAAAGUUGAAACUAUACUGAAGGCAUCAGUGAAGAAGCUAGAGGCCGGGAGAUCAACUAGGAGGCCUUGGCAGUUAGACCCCUGUUCAAAGCUGAGUGGUGGCCUCUUGCCUGCCACGGUGUGUCCAGCCACCGCCCACCCUGUCUUUUCAAGACUCUGUGGUUUGGCCCCACCCCACCUACCUGAACCUUAUUAUCUGCUUCUCCAAGUCUGUCUCCUGCAGAACUGAAUUAGUUACUGCUGCUUGGGCUUUGCUUCUGUUGUUCCCUCUUCUGAAGCACUGGCCUCCUUUUUCUUUUAUGUGCAAAUUCUCCAUUUCACUUCCUUCAAGCCCCUGCUGAAGAUACACUUCCUCCAGAGGGUGUUCCCUGACUGCCCUGCCCCCAUGGCUUUGUGGCACUCAGAUUCAGCACUUGUUUCUUGGCUGUUGAACUUGUUCUUGUCCCAGCUGGAGUGGGAGUUUUUUUGAGGGCGUUGUGUCUUAAUACUUCUCUCAGAGCCCUUACAGUAUCUAAUACUGGGGCUGGACUUUCAUAAUAGGUACUCAAAUACUUCCUGAUUUUUGUUGGCAAACAACUUUUUUUUGGGGUUUGUAUUGUAAUUUGCCUUUUUUUUUUUUUUAGGGGAAUCUUAUUAGCUUUCUGUGUCAUAUAUAACAUAUAGGGCAUAAUGUCAUUCAAGGUGGAUGUUUUCAGCUUUCUUAGGGUGCAGAAAGCACAAAACGAAUCUUUGAAACUUUAAAACAUUUACCUCUGAUCUUGAGAAAAGAGGAAAGUCAUGUGAUUCUUCAUUCAGAGGCUGUGGGGAAAGAACAACAGCAUUGGAAUCAGACAGACCUGGGUUUGAAUCCUAGCAGGUGUACACCAACUCUGUGAACUGGAGCAAUUUCUCUGAUGUCUCUGAGCCUCCAUUUUCUUAUUUGCAGUGUGGACAAUAAUAAAAUCCAUUUCAUAGGGUUACUGUGAACUGUAAACAAAAAUGGUAUAUGGACGAAGUAGCAAAAUUUGCAGCACGUAGUAACUGCUUAGUACAUUUUCAUUAUUAUUGUUGUCAUUAUUGGGUGUACGUUUAUCAGGGUGGAGAAGUAAUCAGCCACUAAACUGUGAUCUACUGAGUUUUGGAUUUCUGCAUGUCUCUGCAUUUCCCCCCUUUUGCCUUCCAUUUGAAGCACUUGUCUAAAAUGUCAGUAUCAUGAAUCUAGAAUGCCAUCAUUACGUUUUAUUCCCACUAAUGUUCAUGUUACUUUAGGUUAAAUUCUGCCUAAUGUUUUUCAAACUUCUUAAUUGUGUCUAUUUAAUGUUUUGUAGCUGACAAACUGCUGAAUUUAGCUUAGUGAAGGUCAUCAACUGAACGCAGUUAAAUUUCUAAUGGUUGUUUUCUGGUUGAUAUUGAUGGCAAGGAAAACCUCAUGGAAGAAUGCAAGUCAAGAGUACGCUUCAUGUCAGUAGAAAUGGACAGCAGCAGUUUUAUUCAGUUUGAUGUGCCCGAGUACAGCAGCACCGUUCUGAGCCAGCUAAAUGAACUCCGCCUGCAAGGGAAACUAUGUGACAUCAUUGUACACAUUCAGGGUCAGCCAUUCCGAGCCCACAAAGCAGUCCUUGCUGCCAGCUCCCCAUAUUUCCGGGACCAUUCAGCAUUAAGUACCAUGAGUGGCUUGUCAAUAUCAGUGAUUAAAAAUCCCAAUGUGUUUGAGCAGUUGCUUUCUUUUUGUUACACUGGAAGAAUGUCCUUGCAGCUGAAGGAUGUUGUCAGUUUUUUGACUGCAGCCAGCUUUCUUCAGAUGCAGUGUGUCAUUGACAAGUGCACGCAGAUCCUAGAGAGCAUCCAUUCCAAAAUCAGCGUUGGAGAUGUUGACUCUGUUACCGUCGGUGCUGAAGAGAAUCCCGAGAGUCGAAACGGAGUGAAAGACAGCAGCUUCUUUGCCAACCCAGUGGAGAUCUCUCCUCCAUAUUGCUCUCAGGGACGGCAGCCCACCGCAAGCAGUGACCUCCGGAUGGAGACGACCCCCAGCAAAGCUUUGCGCAGCCGCUUACAGGAGGAGGGACACUCAGACCGUGGGAGCAGUGGGAGCGUUUCUGAGUAUGAGAUUCAGAUAGAGGGGGACCAUGAGCAAGGAGACCUAUUGGUGAGGGAGAGCCAGAUCACCGAGGUGAAAGUGAAGAUGGAGAAGUCCGACCGGCCCAGCUGUUCCGAUAGCUCUUCCCUGGGUGAUGAUGGGUACCACACUGAGAUGGUUGAUGGGGAACAAGUUGUGGCAGUGAAUGUGGGCUCCUAUGGUUCUGUGCUCCAGCAUGCGUACUCCUAUUCCCAAGCAGCCUCACAGCCAACCAAUGUAUCAGAAGCUUUUGGAAGUUUGAGUAAUUCCAGCCCAUCCAGGUCCAUGCUGAGCUGUUUCCGAGGAGGGCGUGCCCGCCAGAAGCGGGCUUUGUCUGUCCACCUGCACAGUGACCUACAGGGCCUGGUGCAGGGCUCUGACAGUGAUGCCAUGAUGAACAACCCCGGGUAUGAGAGCAGUCCCCGGGAGAGGAGUGCGAGAGGGCAUUGGUACCCGUACAAUGAGAGGUUGAUCUGUAUUUACUGUGGAAAGUCCUUCAACCAGAAAGGAAGCCUUGACAGGCACAUGCGACUCCAUAUGGGAAUCACCCCCUUUGUGUGCAAGUUCUGCGGGAAGAAGUACACACGGAAGGACCAACUGGAGUACCACAUCCGGGGCCACACAGAUGAUAAACCAUUCCGCUGUGAGAUCUGCGGGAAGUGCUUUCCAUUCCAAGGUACCCUCAACCAGCACCUGCGGAAAAACCACCCGGGCGUUGCUGAAGUCAGGAGUCGCAUUGAGUCCCCUGAGAGAACAGAUGUGUACGUGGAACAGAAACUAGAAAAUGAUGCAUCAGCCUCAGAGAUGGGCCUAGAUUCCCGGAUGGAAAUUCACACAGUGUCUGAUGCUCCCGAUUAAGAUGGUAAAGAAGUGCACCCAAACAAAGCACAUUAAUCAAUGCAUAUUUGUGAUUUGCUUUGUUGUAAUCUUUGGUUUUCCCAACCAUCUGGAAAUCUCUUGGUCUCUUGGCAGUUUUUCUAAAGUUUCUGGAUGGAACACUUCGUUGUGUUUAUCCUUUCCCCUGCCCUCCCUCCCCGAAGGAGCUCAAAGCAUGAAGGGCAACGCAUCCAGGGAAAACACAGGCUGACAGUAUUCCUCUUUGGCUGAACUCUUAAUCCAAAAUCUGCCAGUGAUUUAGCUAUGCCAACUGGUUGACCCUCCAUUCUCUGCCAAGAGGCAUACUCUCUCUCAUUGUGUGCGCUGGCAGCAGUGCACGUCCAUGGAGAGAGAUUAGGAUGCCGUCAGCUGAUUCAAAUGGGUAACCUUUUCUAAUUUAAAAUUCCUUUUAGGGGGUAGACAAUUUAUAUAUAUAUAUAAUAAAACUAUUAUUAUAUAUAUAGUAUAUAUACAUUCUCAAAUUUGAUUUUAUUCUGGUUGAGGUGAAUGUAAGAGGAAUAUAUAAUUUAAUACAAUGUGAACAGGGCUUUUGAGUCUGUCUCAUCCCUACCUACUAUGUUAGGGUUUUGCCCCUUCAUUUUCCUUAAAAAAGAAUGUUAGUAGGUUUAUAUUAAGCAUUGUGUCCAAAAGCAAGCAAAGCAAAUCACAGUGUUCACAGCUCUGCUUCGUAACAAUACAUAAACCAAAUGCCAUAAAAUUUCUUCAACUCUAGUUGGAAACCGUUUGGAAUUUUUGUUAGUUGUCCAGCAGGUAAGCUGGAUGACCUGUGGUGCUGACCUUUUUACAUAGUGUAGUGUUAUAUUAGCCAACCCCAAAGGAGCAGUGGUUUUCAAGGUUUUUACUGGCCUACAAAUCUACCUUCAUUCCGUACUGUAGAAACAUACAUACCAGGUAACUAAAUCGAAUCACUCUCUAUCAUGAGUUAGGACUCACUCGCACUUAAGGAAAGGGAUUUGUAGUUCUGUCUACAAAAUUCUCCAAGCAGUGUUGUGGGUUUUUUUUGGGUUUUGUUUUGGUUUCGUUUUUUUUGUUUCCUUUCUCUUUUCAAACAGCCAGUUCAGGUGCACAGCAACUUUUUCUACAUGCAGUUCCCAGGGAAACUGCAGAACUUAGAAUUUGUACUUUUUGUAAAGCUAUACUCUAUGGGAAUUGCAAGCAAUAUAUCUAUCUUAGUAUUGUGUGUGCUAACGAGAGCCUCAGUGGCUCCCCCACUCUCUCAGUGUUUCCUGCUUAAAGAACCAACAGUUUAAAAGCCCUCUAAGAUACUCUGUGUGUCACCAUUUUUUGGUCAUGUGGUGCUAUUUUUGUUAAGUGUCUUUUUAGGUCAGUAUAGUUGUAGAAAAUGUGAAAUCUAAUGGUAAUAAUGAAUUAUAAUUGUUUUUCUCUCUUGAGUUCAUUGCUUGAAAAGAGACCUCAAAAGCAUGUGCCGGCAAACACGUUACUGUAUGAAAAUGUACCCAAGUCCUAUUUGAAUAAUGUUUUAUUAGUACUUUCGGAAACGUCUUCAGUUCUGUAUUGUGUUCACAUACACAAGCAGGCUUUACAAGAUUGCUUCGGUACUGUAAACUCUGGCAGAGAGUAAUUUUGUGGGCGGUUUGGUGGUGAGUUUGUGCUGCAGGCUGCCUGUCGGAUGUCAGUGUUCUGGUAUCUGCCUGAGAACCUGGGCUCUGAGACGCACAACCAGUGUAUUUCCAUAGGUGAACAGUGCAGCCACCUAAAAGCAAAACCAAUGAAGAACCAGCCUCAGAGGCUUGAAGUUAAAGGAAUACAGAAUUAGAUGUUUGCUGGUUUUCUAUGUUUUUUUGGCUCUUAAAAUACCAAGGGUGGAUUGGUUUUUGUUUUUGUUUUGAGAAAAAAAAAGUCAUUCAAGCCCUUUGUGUGUAAUAGCCCCCAGGGGUGGCAGCUGUGCAGGCGCAUCUCUUUAGCACACAGGAUCUGUUCACGUGUGAACUGCUGCGCUACACAUCAGUGUUAACUCCGUACAGAUACACUCUAAUCCCGCUGCUCCCGAGGAGCGGCUUUUGCUAAAUCGGGUAUAUAGUAUGCCUUUUUCCUCGUCAAACUGCCUAAGUAGGGGUUUGUUCUCUCCCUGAAGCACUUGCUCAACUCCUGUUAAAGCCACGUGCCUCAAGGGGAGGCUGGACCCCAAGUGUUUACCCACUUAAAUAUGUUCUGGGGUUUCAGGUAAAUGUUUGUGAUUUUUUUUUUCCUUUCAUGAAUAAGUUUGGUUUUGAUUUUUUUUUAAUUGAAUGCAAAAAAAUUGUGUUGUGAUACAAAUUAAGUUUGUGACAAGAAAUGCCCAAAUCCAAGGACAUACGAGGUCAAGCUCAGGGAAGGAACCCCCUUUUCACUCAGGCUUGGGGCCUUCAGUGAAGUCUCCAGAGCAUUCCGUGGUAUGAGAGACAGUGAGGAGGGAGAGCACCUGGCGCGGGCACCUCCAGCGUCCUGGCUCUUGGCAUUGUCCGUCUUAACCUUAUUUACAUGGAGUUCUUUGUAUUUGUGAAUCUGUUUAACUGGUUUGAGUUUACCAAAGAGUGACUUAUCCAAAAUUGUCUUUGACAAAAAUAUCCAUUGCUUUGAUUGUACAGUUCAGGUUCAAACAUUGUAAUGGGACUGUUAAGGGGCAGAAAAUUGAUUGAGUUUCUCUCUAAAAUCGAUUCCACAUUUUGCAAGUUCCACUUGCUCCCAUUCGUGUUGCUAACACUUUACCCUUUCCACUGCUCGCAGUGUUAAGAAUGAAUUCUCAAGCCAUAACACAGUACUGUAAAGUUCCGCAGGGCUUCGAGGGAGGCAGCGCCUAGGCCAGCACGGAGCUGUGUAGCCUCUCUGAGCGUUCGCACUGUCAUGCUUCCCAGGGGCGUGACUGGUGAGAGAUUAACUCCAUUCAGAUCGGGCAGCAGCAAUUAAUUGUGCCUUGCCACAUGAGGAUGUGUUAGGAGGAUUAACAUGACCACAGAACCGAAACAUUCUCUCCCUGAAGUUCACUUCACGUCUCCACAGACGAAGUACGCUGUGUAACUCCUUAGAGCAACUCUUUUUGGAAAGCAAAGUCCCUAUUUCUGUACAGUUUUAGGUUAGGUGUUUCAUUUAUAACAGAUGCAGAAAUCAAUUAAGAUAAAGUGAUAUGUGAAGAAAUCUUUUACAGUAAAAUAUAUCCUGAAUUCAUAUAGGCUUGUUCAUAAUUGAGUCUCUUCUUGACCUACCUUUUCAAUAUUAGACAAUGUGAAGACAGUGACAGCGUCCUUUUCUAGAGAUAUUUAGCCUGUUAUUACAAACUGUGAAGACAAAGAAUUUUAUACUUUUACUAAUGUUUUGUGGUUUUAAACAGUUAUUUUCAUUCUAAUCAGUUCUCUACCCUCUAAUUUCUACUAAAGCUGUAAAUACAUUUAGAAAUUAUAUUUGUAAAUACGGUAUAUGGAGACAAGUUAAUUUUCUGGUCAGUGGAAAGCCUCCCAACCAAUUGGCUCUGCCUUGGCAUUUGUGGUUUUUGUUGUUGGUUUUUUUAGUUUAGUUUUUUUUUUUUUUUUUUUUUUUUUAAUAACAGCAGAAAGGAUACUGUCAGUUCACUGUUGAGCAGAAUAUACUGUAGAACGAAAUUGAUAAUUUUUAAAUCUUCCAGAGCAUGAGUACAUGUCUUUUCUAAUGAUAGCAAAUAUAACCAACUCUUUGUUUUUCCCUUAGCCCGGACCAUAUAGACCUGCAUAUUUUUGUGUGGUUUUGUUUUGAUUUUUGUUCUUACAGCCUAGAUGGUAGGAAGAAUUUGCAGGAACACAAAACAAGGGCUGGGGGGAACAUCAUCUCUGUGAAUGAGCUUUACUUUAAAGAGAUCAGUGUAUUUUAUUUUAUCAGCUUUUCUCUUAGUUACUGUGAUUGUUGUUGUCGUCGUCGUCCUCGUUAAUGUUAAAUUCUAUAAUGGUUUCCUGUGAAGCCUCCACUGAAAGGGACUCAAAUAUGCAACACCUAAACUAUUUUCCAAGGGCACAUGCCCCUUGAAUGGUGCUUCUAGACUGGUCAGGGUUAUUUAUUAAAUUUUAUAUAUGAAAGUAUUGGGGAAUUAUGUAAAUUCUUUAUAUGAAACUAGUUCAUAAAUCAUAGAUUUCAUAUUACUCAGUGCAACUGAACUAAAAGUUCAGAAAAGUCAUUCACAUUGUUCCAAAUUUGUAAUGGUUGUCACAUGUCACAUGCGUCUUUUUCAGUAAGUGCCAGAGUGUUCCCACUGUUUCUGCCCAGUGCUUGACUUCUCGGCCCAGAAGAGAACCUGCUUUCUCUGGUUUCCUCCCUGGGUCUGGCACAGACAGGGCUAUUGUAGUUCUUGAUCAAGUCCUGGAGUCAGCCUCGCCUGGCGCUCCUUGUAGCAGAUUCAGUACACAGACCUCUUGCUGCCCCUCAGUGACAAGUAUGCUGUGAAUUCAACCUUUGGACUUGCUGCCCAAGCCUUUGGUUGCUGCCCUGACUAUUGUAAGAGGUAAACUUACCUGGUUUGUUUGAGAAUGACCAUUUUCCUAAUGUGAAAACCAUCUCUCUCACCACUUUUAUUAGUAGGGCUAACAUUUUUUUCCGUUAUAAAUGGUUGAGCAAUUUGAAUGACUUAACACAGUGUCAUUAUCUUGCAAUAUAAACUGGUAACCUCACAACUCCACACUUCAUCACCAUAUGAAGUAAAUGAAGCUAGCUAAGCGGAUGCUGUAUCAACUAGUAACUUGCCAUUAAGGAUUAUUUUAUAGCAUGGAUUUAAGACUAUUUAUUCAAAUGAUAUUUUACUCUUGUAUUCACUUUGUUUUAGAUUUGUGACAUGAAUAUUUCAGUGCUGCUUAAUUUUGUUCUGAAUUCUUGUUUCUUGCUUGUAAAUGGCUUUUUUAUGGUAUAAAUAAAGUCAAUGGACAUUGCUGUUUGUAAAUAAAAAUGCUGCUAGAGCAAA
This is a messenger RNA of Sapajus apella (tufted capuchin), 8972 nucleotides long. It is a transcript of the gene ZBTB34, whose product is annotated as zinc finger and BTB domain containing 34. The record is from RefSeq and is a predicted model, not a curated record. The coding region runs from base 2471 to 4015 and encodes 514 amino acids. Gene Ontology annotation, molecular function: protein binding; RNA polymerase II cis-regulatory region sequence-specific DNA binding; DNA-binding transcription factor activity, RNA polymerase II-specific. The transcript is spliced from 2 exons. Gene Ontology annotation, biological process: regulation of transcription by RNA polymerase II. Lineage: Eukaryota; Metazoa; Chordata; Mammalia; Primates; Cebidae.